CUGCACAGCGCGAGAGACCAACCAGAACCAACCCCCCCCCCCCCCCCCCCCCCCCCCCCCCCCCCCCCCCCCGCCGGAAGGAGAUGAGCUACUACGGCCAGCAGCAGGCGCCCGUCGGCGCCCCGCCGCAGCAAGGUUACCCGCCGCAAGGGUACCCUCCGGCCGGCUACCCGCCGCCGCAGCAGGGCUACCCGCCGGCCGGAUACGGCCAGCAGGGCUACCCACCUCAACAGGGCUACCCGCCCCAGCAGCAGCAGCAGCAGCAGAACAGCGGGCCUUCCUUCAUGCAAGGAUGCCUGGCCGCACUUUGUUGUUGUUGUCUCCUGGAUGCCUGCUUCUGAGAGUAGCGACCACAGUUCCAUCCUCGUGCCCGGGGAAAUCGGACUGAUCAAUUGUGCCUUGUUACCAAAAUGCUACUAGCCUCCAUGUUUUGGGCCCUAUCACAUUUUUCUACUACUUGGUUUGUAAACCUCCACAUUGGGAUUAAUUAUUUGGUUGGUUUGGAUGUGAUGACUACCUUUCUAAUUGUUACUGAUCUAUCUUUAUUUUCUCCUUGCUUGAGAAAUAAAAAAAGAUACGAUUAAAUUGCA
Molecule: messenger RNA, 590 nt
Organism: Hordeum vulgare subsp. vulgare (domesticated barley)
Lineage: Eukaryota; Viridiplantae; Streptophyta; Magnoliopsida; Poales; Poaceae
Product: cysteine-rich and transmembrane domain-containing protein WIH2-like
Exons: 3
Coding region: 84-341 (85 amino acids)
Cellular component (GO): plasma membrane
Source: RefSeq, a predicted model, not a curated record